AUGACGGUUGACAAACUCUUGCUAGAGUCCAACGAGCGACUUCAGACGCACCUCCGCGAAAAGAUGACGGUUGUUGAGGAGAAGAAUCAUCUGACUGCGGAGUUGGAUCGUGUGCGUCGACAGCUGGAAGUCAUCCAAUCCGAUCGUGAUCGUCUUCUCACAGACAUUGAACGUCUCAAACGCCAGGCUUCUCUCACCGAAUCUCUGGACCUCGGCGCCCUAAACACACUGAAGCGCUUCACAACCAAAUGUCGCAUUAACCUGCUUCCCGCUUCCUUCAACGCCGCAGUAGCUAACAGACCCGCAUCACAAUUUCUGUGGCAGUAUAAGUACGCCGAACCCCUUCAUGAUCCACUUCGUUGCGUUUAUUACUAG
Molecule: messenger RNA, 375 nt
Organism: Dibothriocephalus latus
Lineage: Eukaryota; Metazoa; Platyhelminthes; Cestoda; Diphyllobothriidea; Diphyllobothriidae
Source: the annotation of a GenBank genome assembly